AUUGGUAUACCGUCUCACAUUGACGAGUAAGAUGUAAACACAUUGCACAACUGUCAGAAACAGUUUCUAUGUAUACAAUAUAUAAUAAACAGUCGGUGACAGCAGUCAGACAGCUGUUUUGCCUGUACAAGACUUUGAUAUCAAGGCUUGAGUUCAUUAAGUCGAUAACUUUCCAUAUUAACCAUGGUGCGCAAAUCAGUCCGCUGCGGUCAAAGAACGGGAAACACCCUCCGGAAACACUUCAUGUCAUUUGUUUCCAAUCAUGGCUAUGUCAACUACAACUUCAUCAACAUUCCAGACAACUUUGAACAUGCGAAAUAUCAGACGCUGUUUAGCAGGAAAGAUUGUGUUUUUCCAGAUGGUCGUAAAUCACACUUAGAUUUGGUGGGAGAUGAUGAUAACAAGUUUAUUGAUAUACAUUUAGAUGCAAGUUACAGAGAAGGAAAUCAUGUGUGCUAUUCACUGGACAAACAUCAAAGGUGGACUCUUCCUUCAGUAAUUAAAGAGAAUAUUGAAUCCCUCUCGGAGGAAGAUUUUAGAGUUGUUUUAUCAGAAAGGAAGACAGUGACAUUGUUUGUUUACUGGGGUGGACGAUAUUCCCCGACAGAUUUAAGUGGAAGGUUUAUUAAGUGGAAUGAUUGUGUAAAUUAUGUUGACAGUAAAACUCCCCUAACGCAGGCAACUCCAACGAAAUCGGCAUCAUUCUUCUGUGAUCUGAGAAAGAAAUGUUUAGGGGAAGGAUGCAUCGAAAAGAAGACGGGAGAGAGGAAGAGGAAGAGGCAUAACUUACAUUGUAGGGGAGUCCAGAGGAAGACCGAACUCCGCCAAAAGGCAGGAAAAAAACAGCAUGAAGAAAAGUACACUCAUUACGCUUUGUUGGAUGGAGCUGACAAUGAUGAGAGUAUGGCUGAAUUUCGAUAUGAGGUCUGUGAUCCAAGUGGAAUGAAGGCCAGAUGUGAUCUCAGCAAAUGGUGGAAUGAAGAUCUUAACAGUGUACGAGAUAAAGGAAUAUAUUGUCAUGGAAGAAAAUCUCUUUUGAAACAGAAAGGAUUUGUAAAUGGUGUACGGGUAGCCUGGAAGAAACAUCAGCUCAGAGACUGGGCUGAUGACUUUGCAGAACAUGUCCACAAAAGUCAUACCAAGUCCUUUGAGAGCAGAGCCCAGACGACAGAACAUUUCCACCAAUCAGAAGAAGCUGUUUACGUGUACGAUGCUGAGAAUGAUGAAACUUGUUGUGUGAAAAAGAAAGAGACAUUGGAAUUGGAUAUUUUCGACUGCUUGAUGAAAUCAAAACAAAAACGAAAAUCAGAGAGAAAACUUUGUAGGGGCAUUAAGAAGAAAAUGUCCGAGGAGGAUUUGGAUUUUAGAAGCCAUAUUAUUUAUUUGAAUGAGUCUAAAACAGAGGAAGAAGAUAAAUCGAACACAAAACCAAAUGUUCCCAAAGAUUUCUCUAAUGCUGAAGUGGAUGUCCGUUUACCGUACAGUGCAAAGUGUUUUUUUAAGAAGGAAGAUGUGGAUGAAUUUUUCAGGAAGACACCAGUUUUCUGCUCAACAAGUUCAUAUCCAGCAAUAUUUGUUAUUCCACUUGUAAUGUCUGAGAAUGAAAGUGUAGACAAUAUAUCCCUAGAUCUUAAAAACUUUGAUGGCACUGUCUCAGCUCUCCUGUUACAACAGACACUGAGUUCUGUAGUGUCGUCUGCAGCAGAGAUUAUGGAGUGCAGGUUGAGAAUUGUCGGUAAUGAAGACCUGUAUUCCACUGAAGAGGCCACUACGGAACUCAGUCACUUCAUAGAAACUCAGGAGGAGUUCUUAAUUCUCUCAAUUAGAAAAAUCUACCAGUAUGCCAAAGACUUGAUGAGGCAGAGAUUUUGUCACACGUCACUUCAAAUGACCAGAAAACGUCAGCAGGAGCUGGAACUAGAGCCCGUGUUUGACUGGUUGCCAACGGUUACUUAUAAUGUCACAACAGUGAAACAAGCCUCGCUGCUGAUUGGUGGCACACAAGGAUCUGGAGAAUUAGAAAAGAUGAACUUGCCAUCUUCCGCAGAAUAUUUGACACAACGCCCUGAAUGUGAGUACGACUGUGCAGUUUGUUUCACAUCGCUGUGUGAUGAUGGCAGGGAUUUGGUGGAGGGGGUACUCAUACGUCCGUGCCAGCACUCCUAUUGCAGAACUUGUCUAUUUCAAUACGCAAUGGAGAAAAUCAGAACCGGUGCUAGAUGCAUAACUUGUCUGGAAUACAAGUGUGAGUCCGAGAUUGAUCCUGUCACCAUCCUGUCCCUUGUGUCUGUGCAGUCCUUUGGUCAGUGGUCAUACAGACAGCAAGAGCAGGUCGUUAUGUCGACAGGACUCUGGAAGUGGUGUCCGAACAAAACAUGUGACCUCAUUCUGUCCCUCGUCGCUAAAGAUCAGAAAGUUGAAGAAAGGAGAGAAAGUGUCCCCAGGGUGUUGUUGAGGAACUGUAACAUUAAGCAUAUGAUGUGUCAGUGCCGUACAGAAUUCUGUAUGGAGUGCCAGAAACUUCCCCAUUGGCCAGCUUCCUGUCAGCAGUUUGGGGAAUAUAUCAAAGCUCUAAACAUUCAGAAAGAGCUGUUGAAAGAAGAGGACUAUGAGAUGACCUUCCGAGUGAAUGUGAAGGCUUGUCCUCGCUGUAAGGAGAAAGUGGACAAGAAUGGUGGAUGUAAUGCCAUGAGUUGUAGGUGUGGCCAUCACUUCUGUUGGCUCUGUCUCCAAAGCAAUCCCUACAGCGCUCACAGGUGUAAAGAAGUCCCUCUCCAGGAAGUUGAACUGGUGAACAGGAAAACUGUGAAGUUUCAUGUGAAGUCCCUCGAGAAGGCGUAUUCAUGUCGCAUCAGAUGCAAGAAGUUUACGAGGUGGAAAAACACUUUAAUGAGAAAGAUUCAGGAAAUGGAGGGGCCUGUGAAGUCUGCUGGUAUUCACGUUGACUAUGGAGGACUACAAACUAAGCUCUCCUCUCUAUGUCUCCAGCUACAGUAUCUUAAUGUUAUCCUAGAGUCUCUGAAAUUAAUGGAGAAUGUCUUUAUAUCAGUAUCCGACCUUUGGAGGAGGUCACCCAUGGCAAAGGAAAUCAACUCAUUGUCUAAAUCCAUAGAUUUCAUCAUUUCAAGAACAGUAGAGCUGCUACAGGGCUCUCCGGAUGCUGAUAUGUAUUCCAGAAUCGACCAACUCCAAAACUUUCUUUCCCAGAAAGUCAAGAAAAUGGUGCUGUUGUCAUUGUAUUUGAAACAUGUGAGUUCAAAGAGAAUUCAAAGAUUGAAUAAAAGGACUGUUCAUGGACAAAGAAUGUUACAAUGUUGGAUUGCGUAUGCUUAAAUUUUGACAGGAUAUUUGUUGAUGGUACAGUUAUUGAUCAAUAUUUCAUACACACAAGGGGUGUUACUGAAUGAUACUACUCAUUCCGUUUCUAACGUGAAGAUUUUAUCUAGAAAUGGAUAGCAAGAAUUGUGAUAAAUUGUGAUAAAUGAAUUAAUGUAUUGUGUAUUAAUUAUGCAAUAUUUUUAUAAGUAUUUAAGUUUUUAAUCUACAGUUUUUUGUAUGUAUUGUAUGUUGUAUUAAAUGGUUUGUGAUCUACUUGUUAGAUGUAUUUAGGCUGGAAUUUUAACAUCUCUUGUGUCUUUCUGUCCAAUUCCUGUGAUUUCUGAACAAAAUAUUAUUUUCUGUUUGUUUUUUGUUAUUCUUUAAGCAACUUUACACAUACACUGUUAAUGUUAUUACAUUUUAUUAGUUUACCUGAGCCGAAGGCUCAAGUGAGCUUUUCUGAUCAAAAUUUGUCCAUUGUUUGUCGUCAUCGCUGUCAUAAACUUUUCACAUUUUCAUCUUCUCAAGAACCACUGGGCCAAUUAUAACCAAACUUGGCCAAAAGCAUCCUUGGGUAAAGGGGUUACAUGUUUGUUCAAAUAGAGGGUCAUGCCCCCUUCAAAGGGGAGAUAAUAACAAAAAUGUAAAAAUAAGGGGGGGGGGUCAUUUUCAAAUCUUCUCAAUUACCACUGGGCCAGAGGAGCUGAGAUUUACAUGAAAGCUUCCAGACAUAGUGCAGAUUCAAGUUUGUAAAAAUCAUGGCCUCCAGGGGUAGGUUGGGGUCACAAUACGGACUAAGGUUUUGCAUGCAAAUAUAUAUGAAAAGUCUUCAGAUAAGGGUCAAGGUAACUCAGAUAAGCGAUGUGGCCCAUGGGCCUCUUGUUUUUACAUCAGUUACAUGUAUAUCAAAAUUUAUAUAUUUGUUCAGUGUUGAAUAAUUGAUGGAAAAUAUUUUGAAUAUAAAAAUUGAUUGAUUGAU
This is a messenger RNA of Ostrea edulis (European flat oyster), 4297 nucleotides long. RefSeq lists its product as uncharacterized. Gene Ontology annotation, cellular component: ubiquitin ligase complex; cytoplasm. The record is from RefSeq and is a predicted model, not a curated record. Bases 184 to 3333 code for a protein of 1049 amino acids. Gene Ontology annotation, molecular function: zinc ion binding; ubiquitin conjugating enzyme binding; ubiquitin protein ligase activity. Gene Ontology annotation, biological process: protein polyubiquitination; positive regulation of proteasomal ubiquitin-dependent protein catabolic process; ubiquitin-dependent protein catabolic process. Lineage: Eukaryota; Metazoa; Mollusca; Bivalvia; Ostreida; Ostreidae. The transcript has 14 exons.